Molecule: messenger RNA, 960 nt
Organism: Fimicolochytrium jonesii
Lineage: Eukaryota; Fungi; Chytridiomycota; Chytridiomycetes; Spizellomycetales; Powellomycetaceae
Exons: 5
Coding region: 1-960 (319 amino acids)
Source: RefSeq, a predicted model, not a curated record
AUGAUCUGGCUCGUGGGUGAUCAAAUGUUCGUUGAGUUGGCUGAGUUGCGGAAAGGACCUGUUACAAACGCAGCAAGCAUAACCCAAGCCGUUCCAACUUCUGCUGGUGGCUUUCUCCGGAAGGGAAGGAUGAUCUCCGUAAGUUAUUCGAGGCUGGAGAAUGGUACCAGGGAGUCCCGUAGCACGCUCGCGUACACGGACGAUGUUCUUGAUUUGUUUGCGGGUCAUUGGCAUGACCUCGCAAUUGCCGGAUUCGACGUGUUACGUCAGACCCAAGAAGUAGUUGCAAUCCACCGUCCGCUGCGUAUGAAUUCCCGAGUUUACGUGCUGGUCGAAGUCUUGCUCUCGGCGGAAGGUGCGGCCGCAAUCGGCACAGCUGGGAUGCUCUUCUUCGAUGUGACGGGCGAGGGCAUCGUUGUCUUGGCAGACGUUGUUGCAGUAUUCGCAGGGGGUCGAGAACACCCUGGCGCAAUCAGUGCAAGGGAAGUGGGUCGCCCACUCAUGCUGGUAGAGAGAGCUGCUCGUAUGGAAGCACCUGUCGCAGAUGGCACAGUCGUAAUACAUGGCGCCCAAGGCUCAGGCAAUGGUUUCCGUUCCAGUUCCGUUGGCUGUAAGCGGACUGCCCGCAAGGUCAAGGAAACGGAAGAAGGAAGAGCAGAAUGCGUUUUGGACAGCGCCUCGAUGACUUUUGACUUGGAGCGGACGGCAAUGGCAUCCACGCGUGUCAACGGCAUAUCCGGAGCAUCCGGACGAGACAAGACGGCAGCCUCACCGCACGACAUCGGCGUUGGCCCCAUUACGCCUCAUUGCCCCUCAGCCACUCGACGGGCACCGCGAGCAUCCAGCUCAUAUGCUCUCUCGCCCCGCUCGCUCAUCCGGAGCAACUCCGACAGUGGACUUCCAUACCCAAUUUCAAAAACCGGGAAUAACGCGAGGACGGUGUUCUUAAAGGUUUGGUAA